UUUUGUGGUCAUCCUGAUUUCUGUUACUUACAAUACAUCGUCAGCCUUGUAUGUAAAUGUCCAAUAUGCUCGGGUCUUCCACAGUCAAGGAUGAGAGGUGCAGAUGACGUCUGGCGCUAGUAGGCUUAUCGAUAGUCCCUCCACAUUUUCCUACAUGUCGCGACUCACCCUCUAAAAUCACUAAGAUGGCUUUCCGCAAGCGCAAUGUAGCGCUUUCACGCGCACCAGCUGGGGAAGACGCUUCAAAUCCACCAUCUGCUCCUUCUGUAACCCCACCGGCACCAACACCACCAGGUGUUCGUCCUUCACCCAUUGACGGCCGCCCCACUACUUCAACCGGUACACCCUCGCUUGAUGGUAUAUUGGCAGGGCAUGCCGGCCUAGCGCUGGGGCACUCUAUAUUGAUAGGGGAGAGCGGAACAACGGACUAUGCAGGUGCAUUGCUGCGGUUUUAUGCGGCUGAGGGAGUAGUUCAGGGCCACAAGGUACAUGUGGUUGGCAUGGGCGAGGUGUGGGGGAGAGAGUUGCCUGGCAUAUCAGACGGCACAUCAGACAAGAGGAAAGAGGGCAAAGAAAGAGCGGAAAAGAUGAAGAUAGCUUGGAGAUACGAGGGACUGGGACAGUUCGAGACUGCUAGAGGAUCUCCAAGUGUACAGAGGACGGCAGUGCAAGUCGAUAGUACGACCGAAGAACAGGCUGUAUUCUGUCAUACCUUCGACCUCGCAAAACGUCUCACUCUCCCGGUAGGAACGGCCAUUAACUAUGUGCCCAUACCUUCACCAACGGGUGCCACCGUAUCGCCAUUUCCUUCAAUAUUGCAAAAUAUAAGGCAGCAGCUCGUCUCGACUCCGCCCCAUACGAUCCACCGGAUUUUAAUACCGUCUCUUCUCUCGCCGGCUCUAUAUCCUUCGUCAGCUGCACAUCCAACCUCCAUACUACAGUUCCUUCAUGCUUUACGAGCGCUACUGCGGGAGUAUUCUACGCGCCUGACCGCAAUUGUAACUCUUCCAUUGACUCUAUACCCCCGGUCCUCCGGCCUUGUCCGCUGGGUGGAAAUCCUCUCAGACGGUGUCUUUGAGCUGUCGCCGUUCCCCUACUCGCGGAUGCAAGCGCUCGCUCAAUCAGCGGGUACUACCAAGGAUGAGGAGCGUCCACAGGGAAUGUUUGCGGUACACAAACUGCCUGUGUUCCACGAGAAAGGCGGCGGCGGAAGUGUGGAGGAUUUGGGUGAGGACAUGGCAUUUACGUUGAGCCGACGGAAAUUUGUCGUUGCAAAAUUUAGCUUGCCGCCGAUGGAGGGUGACACUGAGGCGCAGGAGGAAGCUGUAAGGGAAGCGGCUGGUGGUAGUGCGAUGCCGAAGAAGCAAGACUUGGAGUUCUAGCACAUGUAAUUUGUCUGAUGCGUAAGAUACCCUGCAAAGCAGCGAGAUGGUAAGCAUGGCGCAAACUUCAUCAGCCCAAACACUCUCUCCUUCAUUCUGAGUCGCUGUCAUCUCGCAGCAUGUCUUCCAUUUCGAUUUGCUCCCAUCCUCCACUGCCAGCCCCAGACCCGAAUCCUCGUGUGUAGUUGCGACCGAAGGACGCGUUUCGAGGAUUGAAUGUGACGCCAGCGAAUCUAGCACGAAAGCCCUCGCCCAUGCAGGAAGAUGCGGCAAGAAAGGCAACGAAAAAGAGUAAAGGAAUAAAGAACAACAGACUCAGAAGGACUAAAACGUUCAUUGUGAAUUGAUGGUGUUGUCGGUACCAUCAGAGGUCCAAGCCUG
This is a messenger RNA of Bipolaris sorokiniana ND90Pr, 1763 nucleotides long. RefSeq lists its product as uncharacterized. The record is from RefSeq and is a predicted model, not a curated record. The coding region runs from base 186 to 1382 and encodes 398 amino acids. Lineage: Eukaryota; Fungi; Ascomycota; Dothideomycetes; Pleosporales; Pleosporaceae. Gene Ontology annotation, biological process: tRNA wobble uridine modification. Gene Ontology annotation, cellular component: elongator holoenzyme complex; transcription elongation factor complex; cytoplasm. The transcript is spliced from 2 exons.